UUUUCUGUAGCAGUGUUAUUAGUUUUCUGUAGCAGUGUUAUUAAAUCUAUUUUUCGCUGUUUUAUGAUCAGGUUGUUUGCGUCCUGCAAGGGGCACACUUCCUGCCCUUGUUAUUUUCUCCCCACAACAUAAGAAACCAUGUCGGCUGCUGUGGACCAGCGUACCUGCUGUGGUGGGGAGUCUCUCGCGAAAUGUUUCUGCGGCAGACUCAAGGCACUGUUUCGAGCCAACGACAUGACGUCAUCAUCUCACGUGCUGAGAGAACUCAUCGCUGAAUUCAUGGGAUCCGCCAUUCUGGUCUUGUUCGGAUGUGGUUCCGCCAUAACGCUGGCAGACGACAAAACGGCUUCCGUCGUAUCCAUAGCAAUCGCCUACGGUCUCGCGGUCUCCAUGGUGAUAUGGUGUUUCGAUCACGUCAGCGGCGCACAGGUCAACCCAGGCGUUUCCAUAGCAAUGUUUUGCACGCGCAAGAUGAGUCUGUUGAAGACGUUCCUCUACUGUGUGGUUCAGUGUAUGGGCGGAACUGCCGGAGCUGGGGUUCUGUUUGGGUUGACACCGGAGCCUGACCGCGGGACAUUAGGGGUGACAAGGGUUUCCUCGAAAAUAUCACCAUCACAGGCAUUCGGGGUGGAAUUUUUGGCCACAUUUGUCUUAGUUCUGGCUAUUUUCGCCUCGUAUGAUCGCCAAAGACUCGACCAUGAGGGAUCCAGGUCUUUAAGUAUUGGACUCGUUGUUUCCAUGGAGGUACCUUGGGUGUUCCAGUACACGGGAGCCAGCAUGAACCCAAUACGAAGUCUCGGACCAGCUAUAGUGAUGGAAAUGUGGGAUAAACACUGGGUGUUCUGGCUUGGCCCAAUAUUGGGGGCUGUGGUAGCUGGUGUCCUGUACGACAACCUGUUCGCUGUGAAUGCGUCCAUAACCAAGACGAAGUCGUGCAUCACGUCCACCAAGUACAACAACCACAGCGUCAACGACACAGAACUGGUCGCUCGACACAACACCAACCCCUGUGAUUCUGCGACAGUCUAUAACGACGACUUUAUCAACGGCAACAAUGACACCGCCAACAGCUACCGUAUAUGCUGA
Molecule: messenger RNA, 1086 nt
Organism: Gigantopelta aegis
Lineage: Eukaryota; Metazoa; Mollusca; Gastropoda; Neomphalida; Peltospiridae
Product: aquaporin-5-like
Exons: 4
Coding region: 139-1086 (315 amino acids)
Biological process (GO): transmembrane transport
Cellular component (GO): plasma membrane
Molecular function (GO): water channel activity
Source: RefSeq, a predicted model, not a curated record